This is a messenger RNA of Equus caballus (horse), 1489 nucleotides long. RefSeq names its product Jupiter microtubule associated homolog 1 (gene JPT1). Gene Ontology annotation, cellular component: nucleus. The record is from RefSeq and is a predicted model, not a curated record. Lineage: Eukaryota; Metazoa; Chordata; Mammalia; Perissodactyla; Equidae.
AGGGGGCGGCCGGCCAGGCAGGCGGUGGCGGAGGCUCCUGCAGCGGUCGCCGGUGGUGGCGUGGAGAGCUCCUCUGUGCCCUUCGGACCCGACCCUUUUCUGCGCUGUGCUCCGGCGCCAGCCUACCUCGCUGUUCGGCGACAUGACCACCACCACCACCUUCAAGGGCGUCGACCCCAACAGCAGGAAUAGCUCCCGGGUUUUGCGACCUCCAGGUGGCGGAUCCAAUUUUUCAUUAGGCUUUGAUGAACCAACAGAGCAACCGGUGAGGAGGAACAAAAUGGCCUCUAGCAUCUUUGGAACACCUGAGGAAAAUCCCCCUUCGUGGGCCAAGUCAGCAGGUGCCAAAUCUAGUGGUGGCAGAGAAGAUUCUGAGUCAUCUGGACCGCAGAGAAGGAACUCUUCUGAAGCAAACUCUGGAGACUUCUUAGAUCUGAAGGGAGAAGGUGACAUCCAUGAAAACCUGGACACAGACUUGCAGGGCAGCCUGGGGCAGAGUGAGGAGAAGCCCGUGCCUGCUGCCCCUGUGCCCAGCCCGGUGGCACCUGCCCCAGUGCCAUCCCGAAGAAACCCCCCUGGUGGCAAGUCUAGCCUUGUCCUGGGUUAGCUCCGACUGUCCUGAACUCUGUUGUUUUAUUUGUUUUCUCCAUGCUUGUGAACUGCACAACUUGAGCCUGACUGUACAUCUUUUGGAUUUGUUUCAUUAAAAAAGAAGCACUUUAUGUACUGCUGUCUUUUUUUUUUUUUUUUUUUUUCCCCUUUUUGAAGAACAGGUUCUCUUAUCUGUCCUGAUUCCUCUGGGUCUGUAGGCCAUGGCAUGAGUGUUUUCUAGUAGUAGAUUGGAGGGAAAACUCUGUGACACUUAGUACCGUGUUUUUAAGAAUAAUUUGAUUCCAAAUGUGUUAGAGGAUCUUUUGUACUGAGGUUUUUAAAACCCUUUUCUUGUCAGCUUUACUUGGGUUUACCAAGCCUUGAUUGGACAGACCAGUGAACAGUCCCCAGGCACCGUCCCUUCAGGCCCCCAAACAAGGAUGUCUUUAUGCCGAACCUCCUUGGUGUUGCCGUAACUUGUCAGUGCCCUUUGCUAAAAGCAUCUUCCUGUGCCAUAUGGAACAAUAAAGAGGCCUGUGCCUCCUGCCUUGCUGCCUGCAAAGCGAAAAACUGCCUUUUGUUUUGGAACCUUAAGAAAUAAGCCAGAUACUAACUUGCCUGGCUGAUGAGCAUCGAGCCUGCUGCUCUCAGGCAGAGGAGGGGUUCCGGGUGCCCUCGAACUGACGGAUUUCAAGUGGUGAAGCAAGCAAGGGCGUGGCCACACAGUGGGUCUUCGUCAUGAACGACCCCUCGGGGCAGUGCUCUUCGUAGAUAACUCGAAGCUGUGUGCAUGAUGCUGGUGCUUGACCAUGAAAUGAAACUCUCAUCCUUAAAAUCUGUGUUGUACUUCACAAUCCUGGACUGUUGCUUAAAAGUAAACAAUGUACAAAUUUUGAAA